This is a messenger RNA of Linum tenue, 2142 nucleotides long. The record is from the annotation of a GenBank genome assembly. NCBI's taxonomy places the organism in Eukaryota, Viridiplantae, Streptophyta, Magnoliopsida, Malpighiales, Linaceae.
AUGUCUUUUCUUCUUCCGCCGCGGCAUCGCUCCUUCUUUACAUGGCUGCUGGAUUGCACGCGGGAGAGAAGCCUCGCGAGGGGAAGAGCCGUUCACGCCCAGGUCGUCAAGAACGGCUCCUCAGAUUCCUGCGUCUACCUCGCCAACAGUCUAGUCAAUUUCUAUUCCAAGUGCGGCCAUCUAGCGAAAGCCCACCUCGUGUUCGACGAAAUUCCUCACAGAGACGUGGUGUCGUGGAAUUCCCUCAUCAGUGCCUACUCUCAGAUGGGUUCCUCUGGGGCUAGUUCCGUCAUGGAGCUCUUUCAUCGCAUGAGGUGGGAGGACACUUGUUUCCCGGAUACUCGUACUUUCGCAGGCCUUUUCACCGCUGCUUCGAACUCGUCGGAAGGGGUUUUCCUUGGAAAGCAAGCACAGGCGCUCGCUGUGCAAACGGCAAUCAUCGAAGACGUCUUCGUCGGGAGCUCACUGCUGAACAUGUACUGUAAAGCGGGUCUUGUCUCAGAAGCACGUAAAGUGUUCGACGGAAUGCCCGAGAGAAACGCUGUUUCUUGGGCUACCAUGGUUUCUGGGUACGCAAGCGAACGUCUGGUCGAGCAGAGUUUGGAAAUUUUCGAAUCUAUGCGGAGGGAAGCACCACAGUUGAAUGAGUUUGUCUUUACUAGUCUAGUUAGCGCUUUCUCUGCUCCAGAAUGGCUUGACAAUGGCAAGACUCUGCAUUCUAUUGCGGCAAAGAAUGGACUCUUGGCCUUUGUUUCAGUCUCGAAUGCCAUCGUCACAAUGUACGCCAAAUGUGGGAGCUUGGAGGGUUCAUCGCAAAUGUUUGAGUCCUUAAACGAUAAGGAUUCCAUCACUUGGUCCGCAAUGAUCACUGGCUUUACCCAAAAUGGGGGAUUUCAGAAUGCUCUGAACCUUUUCUCAAAGAUGCAUUCCGCUGAUAUUCCUCUAACGGAACAUACCCUCGCUGGAGUUAUCAAUUCCUGCAGCGAUUUGGCUGCUGUUGUUGAUGGCAAGCAACUGCAUAGCUACUCGUUGAAGCUAGGACUGGAAACCCAAAUCUUCAUACUCACAGCUCUGGUAGACAUGUACGCCAAAUGUGGCCUUCUGGAAGAUGCAAGAAAAGGGUUCAAUCUCCUGCCAAACCCCGACAUCAUCCUCUGGACUUCCAUGAUAUCCGGCUACGUGCAAAACGGCAAGGACGAAGAGGCUUUCACCUUGUACUGCAAAAUGCAGACAUUAGGAGUCUUCCCUAACGAGCUAACCAUGGCUAGUGUUCUAAAAGCUUGCUCGAGCCUCGCUGCUUUGGAACAGGGAAAGCAAAUCCAUGGCUGCAUUGUUAAGUACGGGUUCAAGUUCGAACCCCCCAUCGGAAGCUCUCUCUCCACUAUGUACUCCAAAUGUGGCUCUAUUCGCGACGCAGGCAUAGUGUUCAAGCGAAUGACAGAAAGAGACGUGCUGUCGUGGAACGCAAUGAUGUCAGGACUCUCCCACAACGGCCAAGGAAACCAAGCUCUCGAACUCUUCCAAGAAAUGCUACUCGAGGGGCUCACAAAGCCAGACGAUGUCACGUUCGUCAACAUUUUCUCGGCUUGCAGCCACAUGGGUUUGGUAGAAGAAGCUUGGCAACACUUCAACACAAUGGUCAACGAAUUCGCCAUGGUUCCUACCUUAGACCACUACGCAUGCAUGGUUGAUGUCCUGAGCAGGGCAGGAUUGUUGAGGGAAGCGACAGAGUUCAUCGAAUCAGUCCCCAUAGAUCACGGCCUGGGCCUAUGGCGGAUUCUACUGAGCGCGUGUCGAAACUACCGCAGCUACGAGCUGGGAGCGUAUGCUGGCGAGAAGUUGAUCGAGUUGGGAUCAAUGGAGUCGUCUACUUAUGUGAUAUUGUCGAGCAUCUAUAAUGCUCUGGGGAGGCGGCGAGAUGUGGAGAGGGUGAGGGGUGUGAUGAAGACUCGUGGCGCCACUAAGGAUCCUGGGUGUAGCUGGAUUGAGCUGAAGGGGGUUGUUCAUGUGUUCGUGGUGAGGGAUGGGAUGCAUCCAUGGGUUGAUGAAAUCCGAGAUGGAAUUCGUCGAUUGUUGAAGCAUAUGGAAGAUGAUGAAGGCUAUCAUCCUGCAUUCGAUUUCGUACUUGAUCAAGUUGGUUAA